CAACUUGUGUAACUUGAAGUGGCCAAUCAUUCCCUACAAGGAAAUUGAAAAGGCCACAAAUAAUUUUGAUCAAUCUCGUCAUCUUGGUAGUGGAGAAAGAAAGAAAGGCUUUAUCAGUCAGUACUACGGAACACUUGAGGAUGGACGUGAGAUUACAAUCCAGCGCUUUACAGAAGACAGGCGCUACAUAUUGCAACAGUUUAUCAAUGAAACUGUUAUCCUAAAUUACUUACCUCACAAAAAUAUUGUGUCAAUUUACGGAUGUACUUCUCAUCGUGAGGAACCUCUGCUCGUGCAUGAAUACCUAUCCAGUGGAAAUCUUGCUGCACAUUUUCGAGGUGAAAAGGACGAAAACAUUGCACUACCCUGGCUUAAACGAUUGGAUAUAGCCAUUGAUAUUGCAAAUGCAUUGGCCUAUCUUCACUAUUACGGCAUCAUCCACCGUAAUGUGAAAUCCAGCAAUAUUCUCCUAGAUGUGAACUUUUCUGCUAAACUUGGUAACCUUCAUUUAUCAUGCAAACUUCCAGAUGGAGUUCCUGUUGACACCACCCAUGUUACUAGUGAUAUAGUAGGUUCAAGUGGUUAUAUAGACCCAGAGUAUUUGACAAAAGGCCAGCUUAGUGUGAAAAUUGAUGUUUAUAGCUUUGGAGUGGUGUUGUGUGAGCUUCUAUCAUCAAAGCUUUCAAUAUUCCAUAUUAUGAAUGAGGAGGAUAAUCUUAAUACCCUUUUAAGCAGAAAAAUUGAAAACAAAACUUUGGUGGAGCUGUUUGAUCCGAGACUUGGGUUCCAAUCAAACCUUAACAUCAAGCAGUUGAUGACUGCUACAGCUGAGCUUGCAGUUCUCUGUAUGAAAUGUCCACAAGAAUCGAGGCCAAACAUGGAACAGGUGCUAGAGAUUCUCAAUGAAAUGAAGCAAGGGAGAUAUGUAACAACCUCUCGCUCAACUAAAGCUUUGAAAAUCUUCCACCAUGCUGAACUUGAAGAAGCUACUAACAAUUUUGGCACCUGCCUUGGUAAGGGAGGGUAUGGCAGCGUAUACUAUGGAAAACUUAAAGAUGGACUAGAGGUUGCAAUAAAAUGUUUCCAUGACGAGAAUGAGACAGAAGAGACCAUUAAGCAAUUCAUGAAAGAAUCUGAUAUCUUAGGUCUCUUGCACCACCAAAAUCUGGUCUCACUCUAUGGCCGCACUUCUCGCCAUUGCAAGAAACACAUGCUAGUGUAUGAGUACAUCUCCAAUGGCACACUUUCCAAACAUCUUCAUGAGUCUUCCGGUGAUAAACUACCAUGGCAAACUAGAUUGAAUAUUGCCAUUGAAACUGCAACUGCAUUGGUAUUUCUUCAUGACUCAAGUGUCAUCCACCGUGAUGUGAAAGGGAGUAACAUUCUGUUGGAUGAAAAUUUUACUGUUAAAGUUGCUGAUUUUGGAUUCUCACGGUCUCUUCCAGAUCAUGUUACUCAUGUUACAACUAUUCCAGUAGGAACUCGUGCUUAUAUAGAUCCUGACUACUAUAUAUCUGGAAGGGUCAGUAACAAAAGUGAUGUAUAUAGUUUUGGAGUGGUCUUGUUUGAACUCAUAUCAUCUAUCCACCCAAGUUUUGUUGCAGGCACAGAUAAUGAGACUCUGGCACAGUUUGCAAAGAGAAAAAUUUUGAACAAUGAAUUAAACGAGAUAGUUGAUGAAAGCUUUUCCUGUGGUUCUGACGAUAACAUUUUGGAAAUGAUAUCAGCAGUGGCAGAGUUAGCAUUUCAGUGUGUGCAGUGUCCCAAGGAGUUCAGACCAUCCAUGAAACAGGUGCUAGAGACCUUGGAAGGCAUAAGUAAAGGAAAAUGGGGAUUCAACCAGAUGACGUAGUCUUCAUUCACACACACUACCAGUGAUUAUCAGUUAGACAGUAACUUCAGAAACCUGCUUUUGAGAUUCACUUUAGAUCAUUGUUUCACUUUCACAAUUGUUUAUUUGUAUCCCACAAUAGGAAUGUUGUUUUCUUCUCACUGUUCUCUUUUUCUUUUUCUUUGUUGGUUAUUUAACUGUGUAGUCACACCAUUUAUAUAAAGAAUAUCAUUUGUUCUUC
Molecule: messenger RNA, 2072 nt
Organism: Vigna umbellata (rice bean)
Lineage: Eukaryota; Viridiplantae; Streptophyta; Magnoliopsida; Fabales; Fabaceae
Source: RefSeq, a predicted model, not a curated record